UAUCUAUUACGUAGGGUCAGGUUGUGAUUGUUGACAUUGACGGGGUUACGGAUCGUAACAAUACUCUAUUGUGUCAUAUAGAUCAAGAGUGACUUGGUGUAUUUUAUGUCCUAUCCUGACAAUGAGGAGUAUUUUCAUUGUCGUUAUACUGUUCCCCGUGUGGCUGGGAACGGUUUGUGGGUUCAUCACACAGCCUGCGGGAGGCCUUACGGAACAGGAAGGAGGGGACGCAAUGGUCCUCAGCAGGAAGACGCAUGCCGACCCAUCUUUGUCCGAGCCGGUCAGUGGUCAGAGGAUUAGGCUUGGUAACUAUGGUAACGGGUCACGUGAACUAGGACGAGGUAUACUGGAGGUAUACAGAGCGGGCAGGUGGGGGAUCGUGUGUGAUGACCACUGGAACUUACAAAACGCACAUGUGGCGUGCAGGGAGCUGGGCUUCACACUUGGGGCUCGACAUGCUCUUGAUACUAGGAGCUAUUCGACUGGACCCUGGUCGGAUGAUUCGUUCGUAUUUGAUGAUGUUGCGUGUCAUGGUAACGAGAGCUCCCUGCUGGAAUGUGAUUACACCCCACAGCACAACUGUCAUGUGUUCGAGGCAGUAUCGGUCGUUUGCCAGCCAAACCAAGGUUGCAGUGACAGCUGGGUGGCUGGACCUAACGGCUGCUACCUAAUACAGAUACAACCUCAGAUUAGAGUGUCCUCGGCAGAGGAAACGUGUUCAAAACUGGGAGGCUACUUGACCAACGUCGACAGCAUCCUGGAAAACGAUUUUCUGUCAACGACUCUGCAAACACUUCAUCCGGAAAGACAGUACUGGCUGAUUGGAGGCAGGUAUCAAGGAAACAAGUGGAUUUGGAAAACGUUGCGGAGAAAGAAAAAGAGGGACAAAAAGAGAAAGAAUAAGCAAGGAAAGAACAAGAAGAAGAAAGAAAAGAAACAGAGAAAACAUAUCCUAACCCGCAUUAGACGUGACAAAAAUAUCUUGGAAGAAAAGGAGAUGGACGUGACGGUCUGGUUUCCUGGUUGGAUGCCCUCACACGUUAAACAUGAACCCUCCACGACUCCCGAACAAGACUGCCUAGCCCUGUCCAGACAAUACGCUCUUCCUAACGGGUCAGUCGAGCAAGUCUCCUACCUCUUCUGGAAAGCAAUGGAGUGCUUCAGCACGGAAGGUCGUCUAGGCUUCAUAUGUGAAAAACCGCUGCAAGACAGCUCGGACAGAAACAGUCAGGAAUGUUACAUGGACAACGGGGAGGAGUACAGAGGCAAGGAACAUACCACAAUCGAUGGCCUACCCUGUCAAAAUUGGACCUGGUCCAUGACCACAAACCCAGACACUCACCCAAACAUGGGACUCGGUGACCACAACUGGUGUAGAAACCCAGACAGUGACGUCAGGCCUUGGUGCUGGACAAACGUCACUACGGAUAAAUUUGCAUAUUGUGCCAUACCACUGUGUCAUAUAAACCUGACGUCUAAAUUACGACCUGUCGUACAAGAGUGUCCACGAGGUCAGUUCCAUUGUCAUAAGAGUACAGAAGGCAGGUGCAUAUCGUCCAUGUUCCAGUGUGAUGGGGAAGUCGACUGUGCACAAUCGGAGGACGAAACGAGAUGCAAUUACAUUUUACCAAAGUUCACCAAGAGUGAAAAUGUAUCAACGACAGCUGUGAUCCGACAGACAUAUGGUACUAUUCCUGUAGAACUUUGUGCUAAAUUUUGCUUUGAGGAAAAGAAAUUCACAUGUAACUUAUUUUCAUAUCGAAAAGCGUGGAAAUACUGCUAUUUGUCUUCAAAAGAAAAUCAAGUCAGCAGCUGGACCUCUAAUUCUGACUACGAUAUAUAUGCACUAGGAACAACAUGAUCAGCGCAGUACACUAUAACACAAAGAUAACGAGCUUUACAACCAGCCAUGCACCGAAAGAUAUCCGGUCACGUCCAGGCAAAUAAGCUUCGGUUAUAUUUUUUUUAAAUAUUGACCCUGUUGAUGUAAUCUGUAAAGUGAGAAGUCGAUGCUGUUUCAUUUCGUACCAACAUGUUGUGAAAGAAGUUACACACGGGAACUUUUACGGAUGUGAAUAAUUGUAUUUGUACACAAUCUUGUUAGAUAAAUAACUUUGCAAUAGAAACAAAGUUUGAUGUUUGUUGUUGAGUUUGGUACUUCAUAAGUAUAUUCUGGGCAUUUACGAAAAGGCUCCUGCUGUUAAAAUGAAUGUAAAGUGUGUGAACAGGACGUGUCGUACCAUAAUCACUUAAACAACUGUUUAUCAAUGCAAGCAAGUGUGUAUUUAGUCUGUUUGCUAAUAAAUGGUUGCUUAUCUAAUUAUUGAUGUUAUUCUGAAGUCUUUUCGUUGACUCAAUUGAACAAUUUACAUAUUAUAGUUCUGUAAAACUUGUACGGAUGUUAAAUAUUGUCUCGUUUAUCUGUCGAAAUUAACGUAACAUAUGUGGCUAUCCUGAUUUAAAAACGACAGCCGCUAGAUACAUUGUA
This is a messenger RNA of Mizuhopecten yessoensis (Yesso scallop), 2488 nucleotides long. RefSeq lists its product as uncharacterized. Gene Ontology annotation, molecular function: protein binding. Gene Ontology annotation, cellular component: membrane. The record is from RefSeq and is a predicted model, not a curated record. The coding region runs from base 122 to 1861 and encodes 579 amino acids. The transcript has 13 exons. NCBI's taxonomy places the organism in Eukaryota, Metazoa, Mollusca, Bivalvia, Pectinida, Pectinidae.